AUGAGAAAAGCUGCUAAAAUCCUGGCCUCCUUCAUCAAACCGAACCAGUUGUUUGGGGCAGAUGAAGUCAUUCCUCGAGAAGUUCUUCUCAACGCCAAGGGAUUGGCAGUAAUCACCGUUCUGAAAGCCGGAUUUCUUUUCUCUGGCAGAGCCGGCUCGGGUGUCGUGGUCGCCAGAUUGCCCGACGGCUCGUGGUCUGCCCCUUCUGCUAUCGUUACGGCAGGUGCAGGUGUUGGUGGACAGGUUGGAGCCGAGGUCACCGAUUUUGUUUUCAUCCUCAAUACCACGGCUGCCGUUGAAUCCUUCGCUCAAUUCGGCUCGGUCACUUUGGGUGGAAAUAUUUCCGUUGCAGCAGGUCCUUUGGGAAGAAAUGCAGAAGUGGCAGGCUCUGCCUCAUUCAAAAACGUUGCUCCGGUGUUUGCUUACUCCAAAACAAAAGGUCUUUUCGCUGGCGUCUCGGUUGAGGGCUCGGUCCUUGUUGAAAGAAGAGAGGCUAACAGAAAAUUCUAUGGUGACAUGUGCAAGGCCAGUCAAAUCCUGGGAGGCCGUGUGAGACCUCCUCCAGCUUGCGAGCCUCUCAUGAGAGUGCUCAAUAGCAGAGCAUUCACUAGAGCAAGUGCCAAUGGUGAAUACUAUUCUGACGACGAAGACUACUAUAACGAUAUUCCUUCGGAAUUCAGCUCAGAGGCAUCCUCCACCAGAUACAACUCGCGCAGAUCUUAUGGCUCGGAUGAUGAGGAAUACUCGGAUGAAGAUUCGCCCCGUUCGUACUACCAUCGCUCUACCCCUGGAACCACGCCUUCGCAUUCAAGAAAGCCAACUUCUUGGGAAGAUGACGUUUAUGAUAGAUACGAUAGAAACAAAUCAUCGAAAGCGGAAGCCAGAUCCGCAGGCUACAGGCCAAAAUCAGAGAAGCCUGAUUUCGGCUACGGGUCCGCUCGCGGAAGCUCAGGAUCAUCAGGGUCUAGAAAAGCUAUUGCUCUUUACACAUUUGCAGGAGAGCAACAGGGCGAUCUUGGGUUCAAGAAAGGAGACGUGAUAACUAUUAUUCAAAAGUCAGAUUCAACGGAUGAUUGGUGGACAGGCAGAAUUGGCACUAGGGAAGGCAUCUUCCCUGCUAAUUAUGUUGAAUUGGUGUAA
Molecule: messenger RNA, 1140 nt
Organism: Ogataea angusta
Lineage: Eukaryota; Fungi; Ascomycota; Pichiomycetes; Pichiales; Pichiaceae
Exons: 1
Coding region: 1-1140 (379 amino acids)
Biological process (GO): actin cortical patch localization; actin filament bundle assembly
Cellular component (GO): actin cortical patch
Molecular function (GO): actin filament binding; phosphatidylinositol binding
Source: RefSeq, a predicted model, not a curated record